ACGAAACUGGAUAUUUUAUCUCUAACAGCUUUCAUACUUCGUUUACCCUGUGUUUCCAAGUUGUGCUAGCUAUUUGCAAACCUUGGAAUAUUACUUCAUCCAGAUCCCUUGCAUAGAAGAGAAAGAUAUGGCUUUUAUCGGAGAGGCCCUCAUCUCUGCUGCCAUCCAGACGUUGUGUGACAAAAUUGCUUCGCCUGAGUUCACCGACUUAUUUCGGCAGAAAAAGCUCGAUGAACAACUCCUCAACAAGCUGAAGACGACGCUGUUGACCUUGUCCGUAGUGCUUAAUGAUGCAGAGGAGAAGCAAAUUGAGGAACCUUUAGUGAGAGACUGGCUUGACAAUCUCAGACAUAAUGUCUUGGCUGCGGAGGACUUACUGGAUGAAAUCGACACUGAAGCUUUGCGAUGCAAGCUGGAAGAAGGUGAAGGUCAAACCCACAAUUUAACCAAGAAGGUACGUGAUUUUUAUCAACGCAUGAAUGUUGAGAUGAAAGAUUUAUUAGAAAGAUUAGAACAAUUUGUACAAGAGAAAAGUGCUCUUGGUUUGAGAGAAGGUGCUGGGAGGAAGGUUUCACAAAGAACAACAACUUCCUUGGUUCAUGAACCUUGUGUCUAUGGUAGAGAUGAAGUCAAAGAAAAUCUGUUGCAAAUUUUGUUAUCUGAUGAUGCAAGCAAGGAUGAUGUGUCUGUCCUCACCAUUGUUGGAAUGGGCGGGGUUGGCAAGACAACCCUUGCCCGACUGCUUUACAAUGACGAUAAGGUGAAAGAACAUUUUCCACUUCACGCUUGGGUUUGUGUUUCGGAAGACUAUGAUUCUAAUAGGAUAACUAAAACUCUUCUAGAGUCAGUCACCUCAAAGUCUUCUAAUAUGACAGAUCUAAAUUUGCUUCAAGUUGAACUAAAAGAACAACUCAAGGGAAAGAAAUUCUUAUUUGUUUUGGAUGACCUAUGGAAUGAGAAAUAUGGCGAUUGGAAACGCCUCCAAACUCCUUUUACUUCUGGGGCAAAGGGAAGUAAAGUCAUUGUAACAACACGGAGCGAACAUGUAGUAUCUGUCCUGCAAAGUGUUCAUGUUCAUCACUUGGAACCCUUGUCGCACGAAGAUUGCUGGUUCUUACUUGCAAAACAUGCAUUUGGAAAUGAAAAUUGCAGUGAUCCAAACUUGGAAGAAAUUGGCAAGCAAAUUGCACACAAGUGCAAUGGGUUGCCUUUAGCUGCAGAAACACUUGGGGGUUUGUUACGUUGCAAUAUAGAUUCAGAGGAAUGGAAUACAAUACUAAAUAGCAGUAUUUGGGAGCUACCCUAUGAUAAAUGUGACAUUCUUCCGGCUCUUGGGUUGAGUUACCAUUAUCUCUCCUCCCAGUUAAAACGAUGUUUUGUUUAUUGUUCAAUUUUUCCAAAGAAUUAUGAGUUUAAAAAGGAAGGUGUAGUUCAAUUUUGGAUGGCAGAAGGUUUAAUUCCAAAAGCUGAGAAUGGAAAGAGCAUAGAAGCGGUAGCUAGAAAAUACUUUGAUGAGCUGUUGGCACGAUCGCUAUUUCAAAAGUCAAGCAAAUCCGGUUUCACAAUGCAUGAUCUCAUUAAUGACUUGGCCAUGUUCAUGUGUAAGGCAUUUUGCCUUAGGCUGGAAGGGGGGGAAUCACAUUACGUAGAAAAAGUUCGGCAUUUUUCAUAUGCUAUGGAAAGAUUUGAUGCAGCUCCAAAAUUUAAGCCAUUACAUAGGGCUAAGUUUAUGCGGACCUUUCUACCCAUAUCAUUAAAUUUUUUUUCCAUUUCUUAUGUAACUGAAAAGGUUCUACAAGAAUUGUUGCCGUCACUAAGAUGUUUACGGGUGUUAUCAUUGUCACGUUAUCACAAUGUUACUGUGUUACCUGAUUCUAUUGCAAACCUCAUUCACUUGCGCUACUUGGAUCUUUCCUGUACCGCAAUUGAAAGGUUACCUGGGGUACUUUGCAAUCUCUACAACUUGCAGACAUUACUAUUGUCAAAUUGUUCCUUACUCCUUGAAUUGCCUGCGGACAUUAGAAAAUUGAUUAAUUUACAGAAAUUGACAUUGGGCGGUUGUAGUUCGCUUAAUAAAUUGCCUGCAGGCAUGAAGGAGUUGACUAAUUUGCAUCAUCUUGAUGUUAGUGGAACUAAAAUUGAAGAGAUGCCGGUGCAAAUGGGUAGAUUGAAAAGUUUGAGAACAUUGACUGCAUUUGUUGUGGGCAAAUCUACUGGGUUCGGCAUAAGAGAACUGAGGGAGUUCCCACAACUUCGAGGAAAACUAUCAAUUUUGAAGCUACAAAAUGUAGUUGAUGCGAGGGAUGCACUGCACGCCAAUAUGAAGCACAAGAAAGAUCUCAAGGAGUUAAAGUUUUCAUGGGGUGCGGAGGAUGCUGAUGAUUCCCAAAAGGAGAAAGAUGUACUCGACAAGCUCCAGCCUUGCGUGAAUUUGGAGAAAUUAACCAUCAAAUUCUAUGGUGGAACCAAUUUUCCGAAUUGGUUAGGAGACUCGUCUUUUUCUAACAUACAAGUCAUGCAUCUCAGUGACUGUAGUUAUUGUUGGUCGCUCCCACCAGUUGGACGGCUACCGGCACUCAAACAGCUCUGUAUAAGAAGAAUGAAGUUUGUGAAGACGAUUGGCGUUGAAUUCUAUGGCAGAAAUGGAGCUUAUCUGACUCAGCCAUUUCGAUCUCUGGAGAAGCUAGAGUUUUGGGAGAUGCCGGAGUGGGAGGAAUGGGUACCAAGUGGAAGUGCAAGUGGAGGUGAAUAUGGUCCAGACUUUCCUCGUCUCCAGGAGUUGAUUCUAAACCAGUGUCCGAAGCUUAGAGGAAGUUUGCCUUGUGAGCUGCCUUGCUUAAAGAAUCUUACGGUGUAUGGGUGUGAGGUU
Molecule: messenger RNA, 2869 nt
Organism: Prunus dulcis (almond)
Lineage: Eukaryota; Viridiplantae; Streptophyta; Magnoliopsida; Rosales; Rosaceae
Product: putative disease resistance RPP13-like protein 1
Exons: 1
Biological process (GO): defense response to other organism
Molecular function (GO): protein binding; ADP binding
Source: RefSeq, a predicted model, not a curated record